AUGGAAGAGGUGAUGGUAUACACAGAAGGUUUACAUGGAAGAUGGCAUUUCAACGACAUCAGAGCAGUUUUCUCAAGGAGAUACCUAUUACAGAAUACAGCAGUAGAGAUCUUCUUAGCUAACAGAACUUCCGUGAUGUUUAAUCUACCUAACAAGAGUACAGUCAAGAAGGUUGUCCAUGCUUUACCUAGGGUUGGAGUAGGUCUCAAGUAUGGCAUCCCAGCAUCAAGAAGCAGUAGGCAACAAUUAUAUAACACGAGCUUUUUCGACACUGAUAGUUUCUUUCAGUUCAGACAUGUUUCCUUGGCUACCCCUCGACAGCUCUUCAAAGCAUCCAACAUGACAGCAGCCUGGCAGAGAAGAGAGAUCUCAAACUUUGAAUAUCUCAUGUACCUUAAUACUAUAGCAGGACGUACAUACAACGACCUCAACCAGUAUCCUAUAUUUCCAUGGGUGCUGACGAACUACGAGUCUCCAGAAUUAGACCUGACUCUACCAAGCAAUUACAGAGAUCUUUCAAAGCCAAUGGGGGCGCUGAAUCCAAGUCGUAAAGCUUUCUUCCAGGAGAGGUAUGAGAAUUGGGAAGAUGACAAGAUACCAGCAUUCCACUACGGCACACACUACUCAACUCUAGGCUUCACACUCAUGUGGCUUAUGAGACUGGAGCCUUACACCACAUACUUCCUGAAUCUUCAAGGAGGUAAAUUUGACCAUGCAUCAAGAACAUUCUCGUCUAUCGCCUCGUCAUGGAAGAACUGCCAAAGGGACACAUCGGAUGUCAAAGAAUUGAUUCCAGAGUUCUUCUAUCUACCUGAGAUGUUUAUGAAUAACAAUGGUUACCAGCUAGGCACUCUGGAUGAAGGGACAGUCGUUGAUGAUGUUGUGCUACCACCCUGGGCGAAGUCACCAGAAGACUUCAUCAGGAUAAACAGGCUGGCCCUAGAAUCAGAGUUUGUAUCCUGCCAGCUCCAUCAAUGGAUAGACCUUAUCUUUGGCUACAAGCAGAGAGGACUCGAUGCUGUACGCUCUACCAAUGUCUUCUACUAUCUCACCUAUGAGGGCAGCAUCGAUCUAGAGACCAUUGAUGAUCCUGUUAUGAAAGAGGCUAUAGAGAAUCAGAUUAGAAGCUUUGGUCAAACCCCUGCCCAACUACUCACUGAGCCACACCCUCCUAGAAGUUCAGCUAUGCAUUUGUCCCCAAUGAUGUACACAGACCAGCUACAGCAAGAAGUACUCAUGAUCAUCAAGUUCCUCUCCAACUCACCCGUCAUCCAUGUAGCUGCUAACACCAGUCCUAUGGUACCUACUCCGGCCAUUAUUACAGUAGCUUGUAACCAAACCUACGCAAUGAACAAGUGGAACAACCAAACAGCAGGUGUUCCUGGUACUCCUGGGUACUCAAUGGAUGCUGGCAAGAACCUUCUUAUUGAGCUGGACCCACUCGUCUUAUCACAGACUGGGAUGCACAGGAGACAGAUUGUAGAGGCAAUGGAUUCGAACAUCAAGUCUAAAUCAUCUUGCUACAUUGCCACAGCAGACAACAGAUAUGUCAUGUCAUGUGGUUUCUGGGAUAAGAGCUUCAGGGUCUUCCUCACAGAUACAUGCAAGGUCACCCAGGUGGUAUAUGGUCAUUGGGACAUGGUGACGUGUCUAGGAAGGUCUGAGUGUCCUGUUGGUGGGGAUUGCUACAUUGUAUCAGGUUCAAGGGACGCUACCCUCCUGGUCUGGCAUUGGAGUGCCAAGCAGCAGUGGGUGCUAGGAGAUAAUCAUGUACAUGGUGAGAUGGCUACUCCUCGAGCCAUUUUGACUGGUCAUGACACAGAAAUCAUCUCAGUAGCCGUUUGUACAGAGCUAGGUCUCGUGGUCAGCGGAUCAAAAGGUGGAGCAUGCUUGGUUCACACAGUAUCCGGUGAUCUCCUUCAAUCCCUGGAGCCCCCUGCUCCUUGUAAGGUACCUCGUCUCUGCUCCAUAGCUGCGGAGCAAGGGGUCAUCAUGGUGACCUUUGACAAGGGUAACAUCUGUUCCUUCACCCUCAAUGGUCAUUUCCUCAACCACACCGACGUCGAAGCUAACCUUCAUGCUGUAAGGAUGAAACCAGAAGGAGAUUAUUUCAUCACUGGUGGUGACAACCGUGUAGUCCAGGUUUGGAGGACACAUGAUCAUAAACUCAUGCAUACAUUCCCGCUGUGUGAUGCAUCUAUUCUAGCUUUAGACCUAGCUCAUGAACAGAGAACAAUCAUCGCUGGCAUGGCAACAGGUAGCAUCGUGGCCUUUCAUGUCAAUUUCCAAAAGUGGCAUCAUGAAUACAGGGAGGCGUACUGAUAAGUAACUCUAGUUGUUCUUCCUUCUUCACUCCCAACCUGCUAUGGCUAUUAUCCCACUAUAGAAACAAGUAUCCAUCACUGAAAAGAACCCUGAGUACUGUACCGCGGGAUGCCCAUCCUGCACAAGAGUAUUAACCCGUUGGAGACCCGAGCCCGCGUAUAUGUGGGCUAGGUCUAUGGAAAAUGUGUGGUAUAGCAUAAUCAUGCAGUCUCUAUCGGGUUAAACCAGGAUCACUCUUGGGGACCUCGUCAUCUGUGUGUUGAGUAUAUGGGAAUGACGGCAUGUAGAGGUCAAGUGGAUACUGUUAAAUGGCUGUAUUCAUUGAUGAAAAACUUCCUUAUGGCAAGUUCAAUUCAAUUCAUUUAAUUUCUAUUCUCAACAUUUAGAAAUUUAAGUUCUCUUUGUCAUGUAUAAAUAUCUCUCUUUCAUAAAGAGGAGUCUCUGUUUCAUCUGGCAAACAUGCUCAUGACUCAUCGCAUUGCUAGAUUUCUGUAGCCUAUAACAGGAACGGAUGAAUAACAAGCUUUCAUGAAACAGACGUAAACAGUAGAGUUAAUACAAGGAAAGAUACAUGGUCUAGAGGAUUCAUUGGUGUACUGUGUCCCAUUUUACAUGCACAAACACACUGAAUACUGUCAACAAUGAGGAACUGGAGUCCAGACAUUAUAUGUAUAUUGCAUUAAUGAAUGAAAGAUACGUUGAUGUGAUCACGUACAUCAG
Molecule: messenger RNA, 3045 nt
Organism: Lytechinus variegatus (green sea urchin)
Lineage: Eukaryota; Metazoa; Echinodermata; Echinoidea; Temnopleuroida; Toxopneustidae
Product: neurobeachin-like
Exons: 19
Coding region: 1-2322 (773 amino acids)
Biological process (GO): intracellular protein localization
Cellular component (GO): cytosol; membrane
Molecular function (GO): protein kinase binding
Source: RefSeq, a predicted model, not a curated record